Molecule: messenger RNA, 1473 nt
Organism: Erythranthe guttata (spotted monkey flower)
Lineage: Eukaryota; Viridiplantae; Streptophyta; Magnoliopsida; Lamiales; Phrymaceae
Source: RefSeq, a predicted model, not a curated record
UCCCCUUCUUUUAUUUUUUUUAUGCUUUCUUUCUUAAGGAUAUAUAUUUAUGAGUCUUAAAUAUAAGAUCCAUGUAAAAUAAAGUGAUUCCCGUCUGAGGUGAAGAGCAACAAUUUAAUAAAUUUUGCUCGGGAGUAUUAUGGGUAAGUAGAUGUCUUCUUCAACAUACUUUUAUUUUAUUUUUGCGAUAUAAUAUGUGGUAGGAUAUAGUAUUUUUCUCUGGCUAAGUCAUUCGUCAGAUAAAAAAUAUUUAUCAUGAACGACGCGGAAAAAUCCAAACAAAAUCAGAUUAAACUGUGAGAGGGAGCGGAGAGGCACGAGAAUGCCUGGCGAAACUGUAGACAUGGAGAUUGAUUUGGGAUCCGAGAGUCGAGGUUAUAACGGAAAAUAUAUGAGACUUUCAAUAUAACGGAGAACAUGGCGAAGCGGAUCAGAGAGUCGAGGUUGUGAGAUGUAGAGUUUGAUCCGAAGCAUCUGAUUUCGGAUGGUUAUCGACGUAUAUCUUUUAGUGUAGUUGAAUGUUACUGUGUUGCUUUCAUGUGUGUACUUUCAUGUGUGUACUUAGAAUUGUUUAUGUUUGAUGCUAUAUUAUUCAUUGUUAUUAAUUUUUGACUGUCAUGUGCAGCUGUUUGCAUUGAUUUCGCGGCACUUCGGGCCAAGGCGAAUGGAGUUUCGAAGAAGCAGUUGAAGAAAGCUCGCGCUAAGCAAGGGAGGUCACGGGAGGGGAUUCGUGUCGAGACUCCUCACGUAAGUGGAGAUGGUCGUAGCCAUGGUGGCGAGCGAGAGGUGCACGAUCCUGUGGAUGGCAACGGGAAGGGCAAGACGGUGGAGACUGAGUACGUGGCUGCACCGAAGCGCCCACGUGUAGAUCCGGAAGUGCCUUAUGCUUUUCACAGUGGGGGAGACAACCAAUUGUUCACUUAUGGAGUGAACCGGGAUGGGAAGGAGUCCCUGUGGGACUUAGCGGAUCAUAGAUUGGCGAUGAAGAAGACCGAGGGUUUUAUUGGAGAGUAUGAUCGUGGUCGAAUGUCCGCCAAUGGUCGCGCUCAUAUGCUUGCUUUGCUUGGUGGAGACAUUUGUCGGGUACUAGCUAUUUGGAGGUUCCUCAUGGAAGCGCAGGCGAAGGAGGGGGAGGAGCGCGCUCGUCGUGUGGCGAAUGAGAUGGAACUACGUGCCCAACAUGAGGCGGUUCAAUUGGAGCUCACUCAGAAGGAACAUGAUCUCAAGGUCAGUAGACGUGAGGUUGAGGAGCUCAACAGGUGCUAUGACUUGCUGAAGGAGAAGUAUGAGACUGAGAAGAAGACGGGAAAGAUGUUUCUUGCCACGUCUGGAGGGGCUGCCUACAGGGAGGUAGUCGCAAAGGAGGCGGAGCGUCGCUUCGUAGAGAGUGAGAUCUGUCGAGCUAUGAUCGAGGAGAAGGCGAUAGCGGCGAUUGCUGCGCCGUACGCACAGGUUCGGUUGUCUACAUUAUAA